Protobothrops mucrosquamatus (brown spotted pit viper) is the source of this 2198-nucleotide messenger RNA. RefSeq names its product helicase SRCAP-like. Lineage: Eukaryota; Metazoa; Chordata; Lepidosauria; Squamata; Viperidae. Gene Ontology annotation, cellular component: Swr1 complex. The annotation marks the transcript as partial. The transcript has 12 exons. The record is from RefSeq and is a predicted model, not a curated record. Gene Ontology annotation, molecular function: ATP binding; ATP-dependent chromatin remodeler activity; ATP hydrolysis activity.
AGUCAGGCAGUCCCGAGCGCAGGCUGGGCUGCCAAGGAACCCAGGAGCUGGACGGCUCGUCCCAGUGGCUGGCUGACCAGAAUGAGGCCGGUUCGCAGCAUGCACUGGAACAGGAUGCCAGCACUACAACCGCAGCUGAAACUGUUGGGACGAGAGGCAAAGAGCAAGAGCGAAUUAAAAUGCAGACCAGUCCUCCCCAACAACACCACAUGCUGCACGCCCAGGCUACAUCAGACAAAAUGACAGGGAGCAAUCCAGUGUCACCAGCCUCUUCAGGCUCACCGUCCUCAAGUGGGAGCAUCUCACCAUCGCAUCUCACCCACGACUCCUCUUUGGACAGUCAUCUAAGUUUUGAUGGUCCCAAGUCGCAGAACAGAGCCCUGGUGUCGUCUGGGAUGUACAUCUCCCCCGAUCCCGCGAGCAUGUGGGACAAGACACACGCAGAGAUUGCCGAGCAGGCGAAGCAUGAAGCAGAGAUCGAGAAUCGAAUUGCGGAAAUGAAGAAGGAAGGAUUCUGGUCUUUGAAAAGGCUUUCGAAGGUGCCUGAGCCAAUUCGGCCCAAAGUGCACUGGGAUUAUCUUUGUGAGGAAAUGCAGUGGCUCUCUGCUGACUUUGCUCAAGAACGUCGCUGGAAGAGGGGUGUUGCCAGGAAGGUUGUGCGCAUGGUGAUCAGGCAUCAUGAGGAACAGAAGCAGAAAGAAGAACGAGCCAAACGCGAGGAGCAAGCCAAGUUGCGCCGCAUUGCUUCCUCCAUUGCCAAAGAGGUCAAGCAGUUCUGGAGCAACGUUGAGAAGGUUGUGCAAUUCAAGCAGCAGUCACGUCUGGAGGAAAAACGGAAAAAAGCACUGGAUCUGCAGCUGGAUUUUAUAGUGGGCCAGACAGAGAAAUAUUCCGACUUGCUAACCCAAAGCCUCAAUGAGACUCUUCCAGUUCCCAGCAAGACCAGUGGCUCCCGUGCCGGCUCGACUGCUUCUAGUCCACCUCCCCCUGCUCAGCUCAUCGAAGAUGAUGGGGAUUUUCAACCACACGAAGAGUCCGAUGACGAGGAGACAAUUGAAGCUGAGGAGCAACAAGAAGGGAACGAUUCGGAAACACAGCUGCGGGAGAUUGAGCUGCUAAAGCAGGAAAGUGAGCUGCCCUUAGAGGAGCUACUGCAGACAUUGCCCUCCCAAAUCUUAGAAAAUUCCUUCAGUGUCUCUCCUUGUGCCUCCAGCUCGGACAAUGAGGAGGAAGAAGAGGGUGACAGUGAAGAGGAAGUUGAGCAGGAGGAAAGUCAGACCUCUGAAACACUAAAGAAACCCAAACCUGUUACUCAGAGGAAUAAGAAACCUUGGAAACCAGACGAAGAGGAUGAGGAGUUUACAGCCAAUGAAGAGGAAGCUGAAGACGUAGAGGAAACCAUAGAUGCUGAAGAAAAGCUGGAAGGAAAUGUGGAUCACAGCAAAGAACUGGAUGAUCUGGCCAAGGAAGGUGAACUGCCCAUGGAGGAGCUGCUGCAGAAAUAUGCUGGGGCUUACGCUUCAGACUUUGAAGUGGAAGCAUCAGACACUUCAUCUGAGGCACUGGAGCCUAGCACUUCAGAGUAUGAGGAGGAAUCAGAGGAGGAGAAUAGCACUAGUCACUCAGAUUCCACAGAAGAGAUCGAAGAAAGCGAGCAAGAGGAAAGUGAAGUGGAGGAUGCCCUUGAGGAGGAAAGGAGAGAUGCUUCAGUAAUCCAGGAGGAAGAUUUUGGUGUUGAGUACCUGUUGAAGCAGGAUGAUGACAAUGGCGGUGAGGGAGACAAUGAUUCAGCUCCAGCUCCGGGGCCAAAAAAGGAGAUCACAGACAUUGCAGCAGCCGCAGAGAGCCUACAGCCAAAAGGCUACACCUUGGCAACCACACAAGUGAAGACACCAAUUCCCUAUUUGUUGCGUGGCACACUGCGAGAAUACCAGCACAUUGGCCUUGAUUGGCUGGUUACCAUGUAUGAGAAGAAACUCAACGGUAUCCUGGCUGAUGAGAUGGGUCUUGGUAAAACAAUCCAGACAAUUUCCCUGUUGGCGCAUCUGGCCUGUGAAAAAGGCAGUUGGGGUCCUCACCUGAUCAUCGUUCCCACCAGUGUAAUGCUCAACUGGGAAAUGGAAAUCAAGCGCUGGUGCCCCAGUUUCAAGAUUCUAACAUAUUACGGGGCCCAGAAGGAGCGUAAGCUAAAGCGACAG